Messenger RNA from Eleginops maclovinus (Patagonian blennie), 9099 nucleotides. RefSeq names its product talin 1 (gene tln1). Gene Ontology annotation, cellular component: plasma membrane; ruffle; focal adhesion. Bases 264 to 7889 code for a protein of 2541 amino acids. Lineage: Eukaryota; Metazoa; Chordata; Actinopteri; Perciformes; Eleginopidae. Gene Ontology annotation, biological process: platelet aggregation. The record is from RefSeq and is a predicted model, not a curated record. The transcript has 57 exons. Gene Ontology annotation, molecular function: integrin binding; structural constituent of cytoskeleton; actin filament binding.
GAGCGGAUAGGGAGGGGAACUGAGAAGAAGUCGCUGUCUGGCUUUUCCCCUUGUUGAAAAAAAAAAAACCUAUCAGGAAUAACCGAAACAACUUCAACAAUUCUUCCUUUUCAAAGUCCGAGGGGCCGCCGGUGGGAGUGGACUCACGCGCUCAGCCAGAGGAAACGAUAAAGCCAGAGCUCAGCAUCUGACGGGCAGGAGGGCUGUCACUGAACACCGCUUUACAUCAGGUGUGAGUUGGGUGGAGGUGCAGAGCAGCAAUCAUGGUGGCCCUGUCCCUAAAGAUCGGUGUGGGGAACGUGGUGAAGACCAUGCAGUUUGAGCCCUCCACCAUGGUGUACGACGCCUGCCGCAUCAUCAGGGAGCGAGUUCCUGAGGCACAGCUCGGCCAGCCCAAUGACUAUGGGCUGUUUCUGUCCGAUGAAGACCCAAAGAAAGGCAUCUGGCUGGAGGCGGGGAAGGCCCUGGACUACUACAUGUUGAGGAAUGGGGACACUCUGGAGUACAAGAAGAAGCAGAGACCCCUGAAGAUCCGCAUGCUGGACGGCACCGUGAAGACCGUCAUGGUGGACGACUCCAAGAUCGUCAGUGACAUGCUCAUGACCAUCUGCGCCAGGAUAGGUAUCACAAACUACGAUGAGUACUCACUGGUGCGAGACAUCGGUGAGGAGAAGAAGGAGGAGACCACAGGCACGCUGAAGAGAGACAAGACUCUGCUGAGAGACGACAAGAAGAUGGAGAAGCUGAAGCAGAAGCUCCACACAGACGACGAGUUGAACUGGUUGGACCACGGCCGGACGUUGAGGGAGCAGGGAGUGGAGGAGACGGAGAUGCUGCUGCUGAGGAGGAAGUUCUUCUACUCGGAUCAGAACGUGGACUCCAGAGACCCGGUCCAGCUCAACCUGCUCUACGUACAGGCCCGUGAUGACAUCCUGAACGGCUCUCAUCCGGUCUCCUUCGAUAAGGCCUGUGAGUUUGCGGGCUAUCAGUGUCAGAUUCAGUUCGGAGACCACAACGAGACCAAACACAAGCCUGGAUUCUUAGAUUUAAAGGAGUUCCUUCCCAAAGAGUACAUCAAGAACAAAGGAGAGAAAAGGAUCUUCCAGGCUCACAAAAACAGUCAGAACAUGACGGAGAUCGAGGCCAAAGUCAGCUACGUGAAGCUGGCCAGAUCUCUGAAAACCUACGGAGUGUCCUUCUUCCUGGUCAAGGAGAAAAUGAAGGGCAAGAACAAACUGGUGCCUCGCCUGCUGGGCAUCACCAAGGAGUGUGUGAUGAGGGUCGACGAGAAGACCAAGGAGGUGAUCCAGGAGUGGAACCUGACCAACAUCAAGCGCUGGGCCGCUUCGCCCAAGAGCUUCACCCUGGACUUCGGGGACUACCAGGAUGGGUAUUACUCUGUGCAGACCACUGAGGGGGAGCAGAUCGCUCAGCUUAUUGCCGGCUACAUCGACAUCAUCCUCAAAAAGAAAAAGAGCAAAGACCACUUUGGCCUGGAGGGAGAUGAAGAGUCCACCAUGCUGGAAGACUCCGUGUCACCCAAAAAGUCCACGGUGAUGCAGCAGCAGUUCAACAGGGUGGGGAAGGUGGAGACGGGCUCCGUGGCGCUGCCUGCCAUCAUGCGCUCCGGAGCCGGGGGUCCAGAGAGCUUCCAGAUGGGCUCCAUGCCUCAGGCCAAGCAGCACAUCACCAGCGGACAGAUGCACCGAGGACACAUGCCUCCUCUGACUUCAGCCCAGCAGGCUCUGACAGGAACCAUCAACUGCAGCAUGCAGGCGGUGCAGGCUGCCCAGGCCUCUCUGGACGACUUCGACACCCUGCCCCCCCUGGGAACGGACGCUGCAUCCCAAGCCUGGCGCAAGAACAAAAUGGAUGAGUCCAAACAUGAGAUCCACUCCCAGGUGGACGCCAUCACAGCCGGCACAGCCUCCAUGGUGAACCUGACUGCAGGCGACCCAGCAGAGACGGACUACACGGCGGUGGGCUGCGCGGUCACCACCAUCUCCUCCAACCUGACGGAGAUGUCGAAGGGAGUGAAGCUGCUGGCGGCGCUGAUGGAGGACGAAGGAGCCAACGGGCAGCAGCUGCUCGGCGCCGCCAAGAACCUGGCCUGCGCCGUGUCCGACAUGCUGAAGACCGCCCAGCCGGCCAACACCGAGCCUCGUCAGAUCCUGCUGCAGGCUGCAGGAAACGUGGGCCAGGCCAGCGGAGAGCUGCUGUCCCACAUCGGAGAGACGGACACUGACCCUCAGUUCCAGGACAUGCUGAUGCAGUUGGCUAAGGCUGUGGCUAACGCGGCCGCAGCUCUGGUGCUGAAGGCUAAGAACGUGGCUCAGAAGACGGAGGACUCGGCCCAGCAGAACCGGGUCAUCGCUGCAGCCACGCAGUGUGCCCUGUCCACCUCACAGCUGGUGGCCUGCACCAGGGUGGUGGCUCCCACCAUCAGCUCCCCAGUGUGCCAGGAGCAGCUGAUCGAGGCGGGGAAGCUGGUAGCCAAGUCAGUGGAGGGCUGCGUGGAGGCAUCUCAGGGGGCCACCCAGGACGAGGGGCUCCUGAAACAGGUGGGCGUGGCUGCCACCGGCGUCACCCAGGCCCUCAACGAGCUGCUGCAGCACAUCAAGCAGUACGCCAGCGGGGGGCAUCCUAUCGGACGCCACGGAGAAGCCACCGACCGCAUCCUGGAUGUCACAGAGAACAUCUUCAGCUCCAUGGGAGACGCUGGUGAGAUGGUGCGUCAGGCCCGUAUCCUCGCCCAGGCCACCUCCGAUCUGGUCAACGCCAUCAAGAUGGACGCAGAGGGAGAGUCCGACCUGGAGAACUCACGCAAGCUGCUGUCAGCCGCCAAGCUGCUGGCUGAUGCCACCGCCAAGAUGGUGGAGGCUGCGAAGGGUGCAGCAGCGAACCCCGACAGUGAGGAGCAGCAGCAGAAGCUUCGAGAGGCCGCUGAAGGUCUCCGCAUGGCCACCAAUGCUGCCGCUCAGAACGCUAUCAAGAAACGGCUGGUCAACAAGCUAGAGAACGCAGCCAAACAGGCAGCAGCAGCGGCCACUCAGACCAUCGCUGCCGCCCAGCACGCUGCCUCCUCCAGCAGGAACCAGGCGGCACAGCAGCAGCUGGUCCAGAGCUGCAAGGUGGUGGCAGAGCAGAUCCCUCAGCUGGUUCAGGGGGUCCGGGGCAGCCAGUCCCAGCCUGACAGCCCGAGCGCUCAGCUGGCUCUCAUCAGUGCCAGCCAGAACUUCCUGCAGCCUGGUGCUAAGAUGGUGACAGCCUCGAAGGCCACAGUCCCCACCAUCGGGGACCAGGCUUCAGGCAUGCAGCUCAGCCAGUGUGCUAAGAACCUGGCCAGUGCUCUGGCGGAGCUCCGGACCACCUCACAGAAGGCUCAGGAGGCGUGCGGUCCUUUGGAGAUAGAUAACGCUCUGUCCAUGGUGAGGGGUCUGGAGAAGGAACUCCAGGAGGCCAAGGCUUCAGCUGAGGCCGGCAAACUGAAACCCCUGCCAGGAGAGACGCUGGAGAAGUCCUCUCAGGAUCUGGGGACCAGCACCAAGGCAGUGAGCUCAGCCAUGGCCCAGCUGCUGAGCGAGGCCACGCAGGGCAACGAGAACUACACCGGCAUGGCGGCCAGAGAUGUGGCCCAGGCUCUGAAGUCGUUGGCCUCAGGGGCCAGAGCCGUCGCUGCCACCACCAACGACCCGGCGGCACGCAACGCCAUGCUGGACUGCGCCGGCGACGUCAUGGACAAAUCAGCCAAUCUGAUCGAAGAGACCAAGAGGGCCAUCGCCAAGCCCGGAGACCCAGAGAGUCAGCAGCGACUCGCCCAGGUGGCUAAGGCAGUGUCUCAGGCCCUGAACAGGAGUGUGAACUGCCUUCCCGGCCAGAGGGAUGUGGACAACGCCAUCCGCUGUGUGGGCGAGGCCAGCAAGGCUCUCCUGUCUGAUUCUUUCCCGUCCAGCGGCAGAAGCUUCCAGGAGGUGCAGGGUCAGCUCAACGAGGUGGCGGCCGGUCUGAACCAGUCAGCCAACGAGGUGGUGCAGGCCUCCAGAGGGACCACCCAGGACCUGGCCCGGGCCACCAGCAAGUUCGGACAGGACUUCAGCAACUUCCUGGAUGCCGGUGUCGACAUGGCGGGAACAUCCCAGUCUAAGGAGGACCAGACCCAGGUGGUGUCCAACCUGAAGACCAUCUCCAUGUCCUCCAGCAAGCUGCUGCUGUCAGCCAAGGCCCUGUCCACUGACCCCAGCUCCCCUAACCUGAAGAACCAGCUGGCAGCCGCCGCUCGGGCAGUGACAGACAGCAUCAACCAGCUCAUCACCAUGUGCACGCAGCAGGCCCCGGGUCAGAAGGAGUGUGACAACGCUCUCAGAGAGCUGGAGUCUGUCCGGGGGAUGCUGGAGAACCCGACAGAGGCCGUCAACGAUCUGUCCUACUUUGACUGCAUCGACAGCGUCAUGGAGAACUCUAAGGUCCUCGGUGAGUCCAUGGCUGGUAUUUCCCACAAUGCCAAGAACUCCAACCUGCCGGAGUUUGGGGAUUCAGUCAGCGGGGGCUCCAAGGCUCUGUGCGGCCUGACGGAAGCAGCUGCUCAGGCUGCGUACCUGGUGGGAGUAUCUGACCCCAACAGCUCAGCCGGUCAGAAGGGUCUGGUGGAUCCUGCUCAGUUCGCCCGGGCCAAUCAGUCCAUUCAGAUGGCCUGCCAGAACCUAGUGGACCCCUCCUGCACCCAGUCACAGGUGCUCUCUGCAGCCACCAUCGUAGCCAAACACACCUCGGCCCUGUGCAACGCCUGCCGCCUGGCCUCCUCCAAGACCCCCAACCCCGUCGCCAAGAGGCAGUUUGUGCAGUCGGCCAAAGAGGUGGCAAACACCACCGCCAACCUCGUCAAGUCCAUCAAGGCUUUGGACGGAGCGUUUAACCAGGAGAACAGAGAGAAGUGUAAGGCUGCCACCGGCCCGCUCAUAGAAGCCGUGGACAACCUGACCGCCUUCGCCUCCAACCCGGAGUUCGCCAGCAUUCCCGCUCAGAUCAGCCCCGAGGGUCAUGCCGCCAUGGAGCCCAUCGUUGUGGCAGCGAAGACGAUGCUGGAGAGCUCCACCGGCCUCAUCCAGACGGCCCGCUCUCUGGCCGUCAACCCCAAAGACCCCCCCAAGUGGUCGGUGCUGGCAGGACACUCCAGGACGGUGUCGGACUCCAUCAAGAAGCUCAUCACCAACAUGAGAGAGAAGGCUCCUGGGCAGAGGGAGUGUGACGACGCUAUCGAGGUUCUGAACGGCUGCAUCCGAGAGGUGGACCAGGCCUCUCUGGCCGCCAUCAGCCAGCAGCUCACCCCCCGAGAGGACAUCUCUAUGGAGGCGCUCCAUGAGCAGAUGGCUGCCUCUGUCCAUGAGAUCAGCAACCUGAUCGAUCCUGUGGCCGUUGCCGCUCGCUCUGAGGCCUCCCAGCUGGGACACAAGGUGUCUCAGAUGUCCAGCUACUUUGAGCCCCUGAUCAUGGCCUCCAUCGGCACAGCCUCUAAGAUCGUCAGCAGCCAGCAGCAGAUGGCUGUAUUGGACCAGACCAAGACUCUGACCGAGUCCGCCUUGCAGAUGCUUUACACCGCCAAGGAGGCCGGAGGAAACCCCAAGGCGGCGCACAUGCAGGAGGCCCUGGAGGAGUCGGUGCAGAUGAUGAAGGAGGCAGUCGAUGACCUGGGGGCCACGCUGGCCGAGGCCGCCAGUGCAGCGGGGGCUGUGGGCGGCAUGGUGGACUCCAUCAAUGACUCCAUCAACAAAAUGCAAGACUCCCCGGACAUGGAGCCUGAAGGCACCUUCGUGGAUUACCAGACCACCAUGGUGAAGACGGCCAAGGCCAUCGCCGUCACCGUGCAGGAGAUGGUGACCAAGUCUAACAACAACCCUGACGACCUGGGAGGAUUGGCCAACCAGCUGACCAAUGAGUUUGGAAAUCUUGCAGAUGAGGCCAAAUAUGCAGCCGUGACCGCAGAGAAUGAUGAAAUCGGUUCCCACAUCAAGAAGCAGGUGGGGGAGCUGGGCUUCAGCUGCACAGGACUGGUGACCAAAGCUGGAGCUCUGCAGUGCAGCCCCAGCGACUCGUUCACCAAGAAGGAGCUGAUCGAAAGCGCCCGCAAAGUGUCCGAGAAGGUGUCCCAUGUGUUGGCGUCCCUGCAGGCGGGUAACCGCGGCACGCAGGCCUGCAUCACAGCCGCCAGCGCUGUGUCGGGGAUCAUCGCAGACCUCGACACCACCAUCAUGUUCGCCACCGCGGGAACCCUGAACAGAGAGAACGCAGAGACCUUCGCCGACCACAGAGAAUACAUCCUGAAGACAGCCAAGGCCCUGGUGGAGGACACCAAGCUGCUGGUGUCUGGAGCCGGAGCCAGUCAGGAGAGACUGGCGCAAGCUGCCCAGUCCUCCGUGUGCACCAUCACCAAACUGGCUGAUGUGGUCAAACUGGGAGCUGCCAGCCUGGGAUCUGAAGACCCAGAGACACAGGUGGUCCUGAUCAACGCAGUGAAAGACGUGGCUAAGGCUCUGGGUAACCUCAUCAGCACCACCAAGGCCGCUGCAGGCAAACCUCACGACGACCCCAGCAUGCUGCAGCUGAAGAACUCCGCCAAGGUGAUGGUGACCAACGUAACGUCCCUCCUGAAGACGGUGAAGGCGGUGGAGGAUGAAGCAACCAAAGGGACCCGAGCUCUGGAGGCUACCAUUGAACACAUCAAGCAGGAGCUGGCUGUGUUCAGCAGCUCUGAGCCUCCUCCGAAGACCACCACACCGGAGGAGUUCAUUCGCACGACCAAAGGAAUCACCAUGGCGACAGCAAAGGCGGUGGCUGCUGGGAACUCUUGUCGCCAGGAAGACAUCAUCGCCACGGCCAACCUCAGCAGGAGGGCCAUCGCCGACAUGCUGCACUCCUGCAAGCAAGCUGCGUACCACCCAGAGGUCAGCAAGGACGUCCAGAUGAGAGCUCUGCGCUAUGGCAACGAGUGUGCUUCUGGAUAUCUUGGGCUGCUGGAGCAUGUGCUGGUGAUCAUCCAGAAGCCCUCUUAUGACCUGAAGCAGCAGCUGGCCAGCUACUCCAAGCGGGUGGCAGGGUCUGUCACUGAGCUCAUCCAGGCUGCAGAGGCCAUGAAAGGCACUGAGUGGGUGGACCCCGAGGAUCCCACCGUCAUCGCAGAGAACGAGCUGUUGGGAGCGGCAGCCGCGAUUGAAGCAGCUGCCAAGAAACUGGAGCAGCUGAGACCCCGCACCAAACCCAAGGAAGCAGACGAGAGCCUGAACUUUGAGGAGCAGAUUCUGGAGGCGGCUAAGUCCAUCGCAGCUGCCACCAGCGCUCUGGUUAAAGCGGCUUCAGCGGCGCAGAGGGAGCUGGUGGCUCAGGGGAAGGUUGGAGCGAUCCAAGCCAACGCUGUGGAUGAUGGCCAGUGGUCUCAGGGUCUGAUUUCUGCCGCUCGGAUGGUCGCAGCAGCCACCAACAACCUGUGCGAGGCCGCCAACUCGGCGGUGCAGGGCCACGCCAGCGAGGAGAAGCUCGUCUCGUCCGCCAAGCAGGUGUCGGCCUCCACCGCCCAGCUGCUGGUGGCCUGCAAAGUGAAGGCCGACCAGGACUCCCAGACCAUGAAGAGGCUGCAGGCUGCUGGAAACGCUGUGAAGAGAGCCUCUGAUAACCUGGUGAAGGCGGCGCAGAAAGCAGCGUUUGACGCUCAGGACGACCAGGCUGUGGUGGUGAAGAGCAAGAUGGUGGGGGGCAUCGCUCAGAUCAUCGCGGCUCAGGAGGAGAUGCUGCGGAAAGAAAGGGAGCUGGAUGAGGCCAGGAAGAAGCUGGCCAUGAUCAGACAGCAGCAGUACAAGUUCCUCCCCUCAGAGCUGCGGGAGGACGGCCAGGAGCAGUGAGACAGAGGGAGGGGGGGGGGGGGGGGUCGGUGACGCAGCAGUGAUGAGUGGAGCGCUCGGGUCCUUCCCAAGCGACAUGUAGGGAGACUACAGGACAGCAUCACUGAACCCCACAGAGGGUUCCUUUCAAUCCGGUUCUGUAUUUAAUUCUUAAAGUCAAAAGUGAACUGAUGCCAAUGAUUAUACAUUUUGAUAAGACAGAAAGAUAUACGCCUUCAGUCCUUAUUAAGGUGCUUUUUGAUUAUAUAUGAUCACGUACUUUUCCAUAUAUAUUUUUUUUUGUACAUGCUGUGUGGCUUAACAAAAUCCUGCCAAUAAAUUCUGCUUCCCUGCCUGCUGUCACGUAUCAGAGAGACGGAGGAGAGCACGGUUAAGGUUUUCUAUGCAAAUUAUGCAUACUCUAUGCACAUUUUCUAUGCUGAUGUUUGUGUUGUGUGUGUGAGCAUGUUAUGAGGUAAGAGAGGCACAGUGUCUCCUUACCGGUGAUUAUGUUCAGUACUGUAUGUUACUUGUCAUACUGUAUUAAGGAAAAUGAAAUAAAAAGGUAGUUUUUAAAGUUUAGAUUUGGAUAAAAUACCUCAGUGGAACAAAUCCGAGUGGGAAACCUUAUUUUUCUAAAGAUGGAGCUAUGAAAUGUAUUAUAAAGGAAUCUUCCGACAAGGCGCCAUGAUAGUCAGUAUUUCCUCAGCUAUAGUAUUUAGGCCUUAGAUUAGAAUAUUUGUUUGUGUAAAGAUUAUGAAGCCAUAUAUUUAACUUUGAUACCUUGGACAUCACACUGACUGAAUUUGCUCGGUGUUUGUGUUAUCUGUGCCAAUAUGAGUGCCUGACGCAGUGCUUUAGUCUUUCCAGAGAAUUCCUGCACAGUACAAUCAUGGGUGCUAGUGUGAUUUAUGUCUCAUUAGCAGGACGUUAAGCUCGCUGUGCUUACAAAGUGCUUUUAUACAAAUGGUCAGGUGCCAUCAACAGACACCAACCACAUACCCCCUAGAUGCACUUCAUUUAAUAAUUUAUCAGACCCUCAAUUAAAUCCACCCUUACACCACGUGUGUACAAAGUCUUUAUGUUCUCUGACGUUACUCAGCAUUCCUUAUAGUGACUGUAAUCAUCUGUCUUUUUGUUCUUUUGCUCACAUUUUGCCUUCAAUUGCAGCAUCACCACCUCAUUGGCACUGUAACAGAUUUAUAUUCAAUAAAGCCAGUUUUCAGUGACA